GUCACUUGAUUGGCAGCGCGACUAACUGCGCAUAAAACGGUUUUACCACUUGAGUACACGGAUGUGAGCCAGGCCUGUCUCCUCCGAACACAACCAUGGCAAGAAGUCAAGUGGCCAGUCAGGAGCUGUCUGAUGUGCUAAAUGAACUGUGGCGCCUGGACGUCAACCGCCUCAAGCCGGGCACUGAUUACGUCAUUGCCCCUCAGGGGCGAGCCGGCUACGUGGCUCAGGGCAGCAACUAUGCCAGGGACCGGGCCAGGGCACCGCUCUUCAAGUACGUCAAUGAGGACAAACUGAAGAACAUAGAGACAUACGCACACUUCAUCAAUUUGCUGGACAACUACGAGAUGUCGACGGGCGUGUCAGAAUCGGUGACCCACGAGGAGCUUCAGGAGAACUGCAAGUUCCUGGACGCCAUCCUUGAGACGGACGUCAUGAAGCGCGCUCACCAGUAUCUGGUCAAGAAGAGGCAGUCGUCGACGGACGUGGCGAGCUUCAAAAAGCAACUCUACGACAUCUGGUUCCGUCUGUACCACCGUGACAGGAGCGGAGGGGAGGACUCGUGCGGGUUUGAGCACGUGUUCGUGGGCGAGACUAAGCAGGGCCAGGAGAUUACGGGCCUUCACAACUGGGUACAGUUCUACCUACAGGAGAAGCACGGCCACAUCGACUACAAAGGCUACAAAGCUAGGGACAACAAAGACACCCCCGACGAGGAUGACCACGUGCUCAACCUGCAGUUCAGCUGGAAGGGCCUGGUCAAACCCGUGGGCGGGUCCUUCGUGGGGGUCAGCCCCGAGUUGGAGGUGGCGCUGUUCACCAUCGUCUUCCUGAUGUCCGGUGACAAGAGCACCACGCUGGAGGUGAAGGUGGACGAGUAUGUGCUGGAACUGGUGGUCUACAGACACGGACGCUCCAUCGGCUCGUCCUACCCCAAGCUCCUCAGUAGCAACCACAGUGACUUGUAGUUGAUUACUUUCGUUUUUUUCCCCCCUCAAAAUUGUACACAAAAUACAUAAAGUACCCCGUUUACAAAAACUUAAUUGACACCGGCUACAACUGAGAGUCCUAUCAAGGGAACAAAUACAGUAAAUAGAAAACUACCAAAGAACAAGCAGUAACAGCAAACACAAAUGUACUCCAAUGCACCAUGCUAGUCACAGAAGAUCAAAAUCAAAACUGCUUUGUUCACAAAAAGUUGGUUAAUACCGGCCUCUGAUGAGCGUCAAUCAAGGGAGAAAACUACCAAAAUAUAAACAGUAACACCACAAACUGACUGAAAUGCAUGAUACCAGUCACAGGUUAUCCAAAUGUGCUUUGUUCACAAACAGUUGGUCAAUAGUGGCUCCGAAUAAGUCCAACAACAGGAAGUAGGAAACUCACAAAAUACAAGUACAGUGAGAAAAGCACAAACUGACUCACAUGCACCCUGCCACUUAUCGUCCUUUAGCUUGGCGUGCUUACAUGAUUAAUCGUUAGCCACAAUGCUAUCAGACACAGGCUCUUUACAUUACUAUUUGCUUGCCAAAAUCAAUUUGUUUUUAAUUACCUACUUAGUAAAUGUAUUGAUCAUACUGUACCGAGCAGCUUGAUCGUUUGUUAUGUUGCAAUAAGUUCCAGUUCCUGCUGUUUUUAUAGAAAAGAAGCAUUUUAAGCAUUGUAUCAUGAUAAGAAGAUAAGCACUGUAUCAUAAAACUAAAGUGACUCGCUGGUUCUGCAUUUGUCACUUGUUUUUCCUCAAAUUAAGUCAAACGGCAAAAUCAAUAAGGACAUGACAAAAGAACAGACAGAAGGAACAGAGAAAAAUCUAGUUUUAUUGUAUUUCUUUUUAAAGAUGGUUCACGAUUAAAUGUAAAUGAAAAUUAACAUCUGUAAACAAACGAACACGCUUUAUUAUACAAUGACGACUUAUGAUAGUUUCCAUGUUCAUGCGAGCAUUUGAAUGACACAGCUGUCACUUCACAGGCUUUAUUUGACAAAAUAAUAUGGCUUCUUUUUGCACUAAGGUUAAUAUAAUGGCGUGUGUCGUUAGCGCCUCACAGCCGCAAUACAAAUUUCACACCACCUAUUUUUGUUAUUGUUCUAAAUCAUGGGUAUAAAUUAGCGCUAAUGAGUUAGAGAUUUCUUUUGUGCGCUUUCAGGCGUCAACGACACGGAUGUCUGUCCUACAGUGGGACCUCCUCAAGGGAAUCCUUUUGGGCUCAACCAUCACACAAGUGUGAAAAGAAGUUGCCACUAUAAAGUAAAACCACUUUAUGACACCUAGCCUGACUGAUGUGCAACAGUAUAUAUCAUUAGCCACAUGCUAUUUCUGUUAGCAUCUCCUUGUAAAAUUGUUUGAAAUAUGUCAUUAACCGUGGUUCUCAUAUUGCAUAAUAGAAGUUAAAGCCAUAUGGUUAGCUUUAGCCUAAUAGCGUAAUUGCCCAAGUAAUUUUUUACUUACUGCCACAAUAUCAAUUAAAAAAACGCCAACGUGCUUUGCUAAAAUUGUGUUUUUUCUCGUCUGCGUAGACUCCCAGUCACGGUACUCCAUAAUUGGACUUGUUUGUUGAAUUUGUUGUGUUUUUUUUUCUUGUUUCCAAAAAACAUUCAAAAUGACUUAGGCAACUAUGCUAUGUAAAUGGCUAACAACAAUCCAUAAUGGAUUAAAUUCACCCCCCCCCACCCCCAAAAAAAAAAUGAAUUCUACACAAAAAACAGCAUCAAAUCAAAGAGACAAU
Molecule: messenger RNA, 2720 nt
Organism: Phycodurus eques (leafy seadragon)
Lineage: Eukaryota; Metazoa; Chordata; Actinopteri; Syngnathiformes; Syngnathidae
Product: uridylate-specific endoribonuclease C-like
Exons: 7
Coding region: 96-968 (290 amino acids)
Molecular function (GO): RNA endonuclease activity
Source: RefSeq, a predicted model, not a curated record